Heterocephalus glaber (naked mole-rat) is the source of this 957-nucleotide messenger RNA. RefSeq names its product olfactory receptor 7E24-like. The record is from RefSeq and is a predicted model, not a curated record. Lineage: Eukaryota; Metazoa; Chordata; Mammalia; Rodentia; Bathyergidae. Gene Ontology annotation, molecular function: olfactory receptor activity; G protein-coupled receptor activity. Gene Ontology annotation, cellular component: membrane. Gene Ontology annotation, biological process: G protein-coupled receptor signaling pathway.
CUUCCAAGGUGUUCAAGCAAUACAGAAGGGGAUAAUUUAACACAAGUCUCCAAAUUCCAUCUCUUGGGCUUCUCAGAGGACCCAGACUUGCAGCCCAUCCUCUUUGGGCUGUUCCUGUCCAUGUACCUGGUCACGGUGCUCGGGAACCUGGUCAUCAUCCUGGCCAUCAGCUCUGACUCCCACCUCCACACCCCCAUGUUCUUCUUCCUCUCCAACCUGUCCUUAGUUGACAUCAGUUUCACCUCCACCACAGUCCCAAAGAUGAUCAUGGACAUCCAGAGCGACAGCAGAGUCAUCUCCUAUGUGGGCUGCCUGACACAAAUGUCUCUUUUUAUCGUUUUUGGAUGUAUGGAUGACAUGGUUCUGACUGUGAUGGCCUAUGACCGGUUUGUGGCCAUCUGUCACCCACUGCAGUAUGCAGUCAUUAUGAAUCCUCGCCAUUGUGGGUUCUUAGUUGUGCUGUCUUUUUUGUUUAGCCUCUUGGACUGUCAGCUCCACAAUUUGAUUGUAUUACAAUUUAUCUACUUCAAGGAUGUGUUCAUUCCCAAUUUCUUCUGUGACCCUGCUCAACUCCUUAAUCUUGACUGUUCUGACAACUUGUCCAGUAACAUUUUAAAGUAUACUGCUGCUGUGUUAUUUGGAUUUUUUCCCAUCUCAGGGAUAUUUUUAUCUUACUACAAAAUUAUUUCUUCCAUUCUGAGAAUUCCAUCACCAGGAGGGAAGUUUAAAGCCCUGUCCACCUGUGGGUCUCACCUGUCAGUUGUUUGCUUAUUUUAUGGAACAAGCAGUGGUGCAUACUUUGGUUCAGGUGUAUCACAAUCUCCCACAAAUUGUUUGGUGGCCUCAGUCAUUUACACCUUGGUCACCCCGAUGCUAAAUCCAUUUAUCUACAGCUUGAGGAACAGGGACAUUAAAAGAAGCUUGAGCAAGCUCCACAAUAGAAAAUUCAAAUCUUAG